Molecule: messenger RNA, 552 nt
Organism: Zootermopsis nevadensis
Lineage: Eukaryota; Metazoa; Arthropoda; Insecta; Blattodea; Termopsidae
Source: RefSeq, a predicted model, not a curated record
AUGGCGCGGGUGACCACACACAGCCUGAAGGUAGUGUCAUGUGACAUCAGACCUGCAACUUCAGCUGGUGAUAAUUACACGAGUGACAUGUUCAGAAUCACUGUAGAGGUGACAAAAGGAGGUGCGAUAGAGGUGACAUCACUGGUCGUUAAGGCUACUAAAGAUACAUCGUUCUUCAACGAGUUGGUACGAGGAGGUUUAUUUGACAGAGAAAUUGAAGUGUUCACCAAAAUUUUACCGUCAGUACAUCGUCUGUUGAAUGACGCGUCACCUGGCAAGUACCAACCCUUCGCAGCUAAUUUCUUUUACGCUCUCAGUGGCCUUCCAUCUUGUCUCGUGAUGGAAGAUCUCAAAGCAAGAGGAUUCGAGAUGGCGGAAAGAACGGUCGGUCUGGAUUUGAACCACUGCCUGCUAGUCAUGAGACAGAAAAGUCCGCUACAAGUCAUUUACAACGAGGAGCUAGAAAUAAUGGAGAAGAUUACAAGUGAAGAACGUCUUAGUAUAUCUUCUUUUGAGCUUAUAAUUUUACAUUUUUAAGUUGCCAUUUCAACG